Messenger RNA from Phytophthora sojae, 435 nucleotides. RefSeq lists its product as hypothetical. Gene Ontology annotation, biological process: ribosome biogenesis. Lineage: Eukaryota; Oomycota; Peronosporomycetes; Peronosporales; Peronosporaceae. The annotation marks the transcript as partial. The record is from RefSeq and is a predicted model, not a curated record. Gene Ontology annotation, cellular component: Noc4p-Nop14p complex; small-subunit processome; nucleolus. The transcript has a single exon.
UGGAUUGCUGUGCUGCGCCACAAGCUGCCACAGACCUCGUACAAGAAGGUGCUGGUGCAGCUGCCGGACGGAAUCAUGCCGCACCUGACCAAAACCCGCUGCUGCUCGCCGACUUCCUUAUACCAGGUAAGCAUCGGUGCAGUCACGAGUCUGCUGGCGCUGAACAGUCUGUUCAUCCUCACAACUUCGACUCGCCCGACUUCUACAACAAGCUGUAUGCGCUGCUGGACGACCACGUUGUACUCUGCCAAGCAGCGCGGCCGCUUCUUCGGCCUGUUGAACCUCUUCCUCUCGCCGACCCACUUGCCGGCGUACACGGUGGCGGCUUUCGCCAAGCGGCUGUCGCGCAGUGCCCUCAUGGUGGAGCCGGGCGCUAUCCUGUUUAUUAUCCCGAUGGUGUACAAGUUGAAUCUGCGUCACAUGGAGUGCUUGUAG